Messenger RNA from Verruconis gallopava, 1888 nucleotides. RefSeq lists its product as uncharacterized. The record is from RefSeq and is a predicted model, not a curated record. Gene Ontology annotation, biological process: transmembrane transport. NCBI's taxonomy places the organism in Eukaryota, Fungi, Ascomycota, Dothideomycetes, Venturiales, Sympoventuriaceae. Gene Ontology annotation, cellular component: membrane. The transcript is spliced from 3 exons. Gene Ontology annotation, molecular function: transmembrane transporter activity. The coding region runs from base 185 to 1666 and encodes 493 amino acids.
UCUAUAUAUAUAUACAGGGGAGGGGGGAAGGGGAGCCCUGUUGUCGCUUGUCUGGAACCUCUUGCUUGAACUUUUCCUCCCCAAACUUUCGAGAGGAUUCUUCUCUCAUCUUCGACUCCUUUCAUUUGAGUCGUACGUGUGUUGCACCGCCGUCCUUUGUCGGGCACAAACAUCUCGGUUCUCCAUGUCCAACCCAAUGGAGAAGGACACAUCCGUCCAGAUGAACGAGAAGGUGUCGGUGGACGAGAGUUUGGCUGCGGCGGGCGAACACCUGCUCAUUGAUCCUGUGGCAGAGAAAAAGCUGCUGUGGAAGUGCGAUCUCCAUGUCGUGCCUGUCCUCUUCGUACUCUUCCUUCUGGCCUUCCUUGACCGCACGAACAUCGGCAACGCCCGCAUCCAGGGCCUCGAGAAAGACCUCAACAUGGACCCCAAGGGCAACAAGUACAACGUGGCCCUCCAGGUCUUCUUCGCGCCGUACAUCCUGUUCGAGGUCCCGUCCAACUUGAUCAUCAAGCGUGUCGCGCCCUCCACGUGGCUGAGCGCCAUCAUGGUGCUAUGGGGCAUCGCCACGAUGGGUCAAGGCCUUGUCAACACGUACGAAGGACUGGUGGCCAUGCGCGUGCUCAUUGGUUUCUUCGAGGCCGGUCUCUUCCCAGGCUGCAUUUAUCUGAUCAGCAUGUAUUACAAACGCUACGAGCUCCAGUGGCGUGUCAACGUCUUUUUCAGUGCGUCAAUCCUGGCGGGCGCUUUUGGCGGCCUGCUUGCAUAUGCGAUCGCCAACAUGGACGGCACCGGCGGUUACGGCGCGUGGCGUUGGAUCUUCAUCAUCGAAGGGUUAGUCACCGUCGUCGCGGGCGUGGCGGCCAAGUUCCUCGUCGUUGACUGGCCGGAAAAGGCGAGUUUCCUAACAGACGAGGAGCGCCGGCUGCUCGUAGCGCGCCUAGCGAGUGACGCUGGGGAGGCAGUCAUGAACCGGUUGGACAAACGGGCCGCUCGGCGCAUCUUCAGCGACUGGAAAAUCUACGUUGGCAUCGUCAUGUACUUUGGCGUGGUGCAGAGCGGGUACGGCACGAGCUUCUUCAUUCCCACCAUCCUCAACGAGAUGGGCUACUCGGCGAAACGCGCGCAGGUGCUCAGCAUACCAAUCUUCCUGGUGGCGACGGCGGGAGCGCUGACGACGGCAUUCUGCACGGACAAGCUGAAGCGGCGCUAUCCGUUCACCAUCCUGGGCGUGCUUGUCUGCACGGUCGGCUAUGGAAUAUUGCUGGGCCAAAAGGGCCUGACAGUGGGUGUCAAGUACUUCGCCACGUUCCUCAUUGUGCUGGGCACGUACAUCACGCAGCCCGUAUGCAUCGCGUGGAUCUCCAACUGCAUGUCCGGACACUACAAGCGCUCAGUUGCGUCGGCGAUGCAGAUCGGUUUCGGCAACGCGGGCGGAAUCGUCGCCAGCAACAUCUACAAGGGCACGGAGCGGCCCUACUACCACACCGGCUACGGCACCGCGCUGGGCCUCCUGUGGGUCACUGCGUUGAGUUGCACAGUGCUGCUGGUGGGCGUGGCGCGUGAGAACAAGAAGCGAAACCGUGGCGAGCGCGACUACAGGCUCGAAGAGGAGGACGCAGACAAUCUUGGAGACGACCACCCCCAGUACAGAUUCACAUACUGAUCGCAGUCUGCUCUUGGUUGGGAUGAGAGGCAGUUCGAUAAAUUUGCUCCGUCGCUCGGGGGAAAGGACCUCGAUGGUCUACGACUGGGUGUUCGUGACGAAUACGCACAUCGCUAGAACGGAGUCUAGCUGUGCUUUGACGACGGUUUCUUUUGAGUGUGUGCGAGUGCGUAACGGUAGUUUCAAAUAUGUGCUUAGCAAGAACGAAGAAUAUGACUUGAG